Molecule: messenger RNA, 1156 nt
Organism: Musa acuminata subsp. malaccensis (wild Malaysian banana)
Lineage: Eukaryota; Viridiplantae; Streptophyta; Magnoliopsida; Zingiberales; Musaceae
Product: triosephosphate isomerase, cytosolic
Biological process (GO): glyceraldehyde-3-phosphate biosynthetic process; gluconeogenesis; glycolytic process
Cellular component (GO): cytosol
Molecular function (GO): triose-phosphate isomerase activity
Source: RefSeq, a predicted model, not a curated record
AUAUGAGUGCCCAGACCUCCGCAUCCUCUAAUUCGACCAAGCCAAGGGAAAGGGCUUUUGGAUUUGAGCAUCGUCGCCUACCUCCUCAGACAUGGCCAGGAAGUUCUUCGUCGGCGGCAACUGGAAAUGCAAUGGGACCAGCGAGGAGGUCAAGAAAAUUGUCAGCAUCCUGAACGAUGGCAAAGUUGCAUCGGCUGAUGUUGUCGAUGUGGUGGUUAGCCCUUCAUUUGUUUUUCUUCCGCUCGUAAAAAGCUCGUUGCGCCCUGAAUUCCAUGUCGCAGCACAAAAUUGUUGGGUUAAGAAAGGAGGUGCUUACACUGGUGAGAUUAGUGCUGAGAUGCUUGUCAACCUUGACAUUCCAUGGGUCAUUCUGGGACACUCUGAACGAAGGCUUUUGUUGAGUGAAUCAAAUGAGUUUGUUGGAGAUAAAGUUGCAUAUGCACUGUCUAAAGGCCUGAAGGUGAUUGCUUGUGUUGGUGAGACACUUGAGCAGCGUGAGUCAGGAACCACGAUGGAUGUAGUUGCUGCACAAACAAAAGCUAUCGCAGAACGGAUUUCUGACUGGACCAAUGUGGUUGUGGCUUAUGAGCCAGUUUGGGCAAUUGGAACUGGAAAGGUUGCUACCCCAGCUCAGGCCCAGGAGGUCCACUUGGAAUUAAGGAAGUGGCUUCAAACAAACGUGAGUGCUGAAGUUGCAGCGUCAACCAGGAUCAUAUAUGGAGGUUCUGUAAGUGGGGCUAACUGCAAAGAGCUUGCAGCACAGCCUGAUGUCGAUGGAUUUCUUGUAGGAGGUGCUUCUUUGAAGCCGGAAUUCGUGGACAUCAUCAAUGCUGCUACAGUCAAGUCGUCUGCCUGAGGACACACUCCUAACUCUCAAGUCGAGGCUCAUGUAUUGACCUCUGAAUUUUGUGUUGAGAAUCCGUGGGUUUUUCUUGUAGUUUCUUUGCUAAGAACCGAGUGAGGGAAGCACCUCAAGGAUGAAUAAGCCAUAUUUCAGAUUCUGCAACUCUCAAAAAUCGGCACAACUUGUUUAUUUGCUUUGUGAUAAUUAUCAUUUCCAACUAAUUGUAAGUUCAGCUUCUCCACCACUUGGGAGACCUGCUCUUUACCACAUUUUAGCUGGCAAUGCCGACAGCAAUAAGAUGCUUUCAUGACA